Messenger RNA from Fopius arisanus, 1196 nucleotides. Its product is annotated as odorant receptor 82a-like. Gene Ontology annotation, biological process: sensory perception of smell; detection of chemical stimulus involved in sensory perception of smell. Gene Ontology annotation, molecular function: odorant binding; olfactory receptor activity. The transcript has 3 exons. The record is from RefSeq and is a predicted model, not a curated record. NCBI's taxonomy places the organism in Eukaryota, Metazoa, Arthropoda, Insecta, Hymenoptera, Braconidae. Bases 1 to 1194 code for a protein of 397 amino acids. Gene Ontology annotation, cellular component: plasma membrane.
AUGACCAAGGAAAAGAAUCUGAAAUACAAUGAAAUUGUAUCAUAUGCUAUCAGGCCGUACAAAUUGAUAGCUCAAAGUCUAGGAAUUUGGUGCAUGACGUGUCACAAUGCUAUCACAAAGAUUCAACUGACGAUUAUAUGUAUUUUAUUGGUGACGAAUGCAUUGAGUCUAUUCCAUGAAUUGAAUCCAAAAUGUGGAGUGCUGAAGGACAAAUUGAUACCGGUCUCGACGGGAAUCUGUUGUUGCCUCUCUAUCAUGAAGAUUUUGAGUAUUCGUCUGAAUCGUGAAAAUAUGAUACAGAUCAUUACUUCGAUCAUCGACAACUGGUCGUCAAACACAUGUGUUGAUGAUCUGAGGAUAAUGGACAAUGCGUCAAAAGUUGGUCGAAAGAUUUAUUACUUUCAACUAGUAUCUACUUUGACUUCUGUCACACCCAUGUACCUGUGCGGAAUGGGAAAUGCGAUGGUCUUCGAUCCUCGGAGAAAUGUGACUGAAAUCGUUAAAGCUAUUCCUCUGGCAAAUCCAUGUUUCUACGGAAAUCUAUUUGUUGAUUAUUAUAGUGGAAUUUAUUUGCUCCAAAUUCUACAAGUUACGGUGACUAUUAUAGGGAAUGUGGGUUGUGACUGUUAUUUCUUCGGUAUAACAAUGCUGCUAGUCGGUCAAAUCCGAUGUUUUGCGAGUGAUAUUGAGAAGCUUGAACCACAGGAAUGCGAACAGCAGAAUCGACAAAUUCUGAGACUUGUGAUCAGAAGACAUACUCAUCUUAUCAGGAUGGCAGAUCAUUUAGAGAGAACUUUUAGUGCUGUUGUUGCACUUCAAGUGAUGGCGAAUAUCUAUCAAGUUUCUAUGGGUGGCCUCCAAAUAUUACUCAGCAUCCGCAUCAAAGACGGAGCAACAGCGAUAAAUUUCACCAUCUUCAUCAGUAUCUUUCUCGUCCAGCUAUCGAUAUACAGCUACGCUGGGGAAUGUUUGUCAUCCAGCAUCAGCUACUUGCAAACUUGUCUGUACUGUUGCCCUUGGUAUCAGAUGACACCGAAAACCAACAAGGAUUUUGUAUUCAUAAUAGCACGGUGCGGCAAACCCUUUCAUUUGACCGCUGGAAAAAUCAUUCCCAUGAAUCUCGAAAGCUACACCGACAUCCUCAAGACUUUGAUCUCAUAUUUUUCGGUCAUGCGAGCGAUGUUUGAUAAGUAAUG